GAGUUGUUGCGUCCCUUAUUAUCCCCUUACAACACAUGUUUCCUCAUUCCCAGCCUCCCUCUUUCAAUCCCCACUAUCAUGUUAUCAGUUAUCCUUAGGCUAAUUAGUCUAUCCUCUAAAUGGACAACUUUUAUAUAAUCUUCUCUAUUUAUCUUAACUUUUUUAAUUAAUUAGGUACUAACCCUUUAAUUAAUUAAAGAUUUUGUAUAUUUUGCUGCGAUAAUUUCUAAGUAGUCAGAGAAAAUUAUGGGGAUUUUGCAAGAUGAUGUUGUAAUAUUUAAGGCAGCAGAGAAAGAAGGAGACCCAACUAUAAUUACUGUUAACUGUCCUGAUCAACUUGGAUUGGCUUGUGAUCUUUGUCGCAUCCUCCUCUUUUUUGGAUUCAGAAUCAGCAGAGUAGAUUUUGCAACAGAUGGGAAAUGGUGCUACAUAGUGUUAUGGGUAAUGGGGAAGCCAACAACAAAGUGGGGUUUGGUGAAGAAGAGAUUGGUGGCAGCAUGCCCUUCUUGUAACUCAAUUUCUGGGAUUUCUUAUUAUAGGGCUGAGUUGUUGCAGCCACCUAAACCUCCUGAAGUUUUUUUAUUGAAGUUAUGCUGUCAUGAUAGAAGAGGCCUUUUACAUGAUAUCACUGAGGUUUUGUGCGAGCUCGAGCUCAAUAUACAAAGAGUGAAGGUAUCCACAACUCCAGAUGGGAAAGUGUUGGACCUCUUUUUCAUUACAGACACCAGGGAACUACUGCAUACAAAGAAAAGACAAGAGGAUACCAAAGAGCAUUUAAGAGCUAAUCUAGAGGACGCUGUGAUGUGUGACAUAGAAAAGGUUAGCCUUGAAGUCACUGCCUGUUCACAAGCGUCUACAUUUCUUCCUUCUGCAAUCACGGACGAAACAUUCAACUUUGAGAUACCCGAUAAACACUAUACUGGAACUAGUCUCACCAAUUGUGUAUCUAUCACUGUGGAUAACACUCUUAGUCCUUCUCAUACCCUUGUCCAAAUUGUUUGCCGAGAUUAUAAAGGUCUUCUUUAUGACAUGAUGCGUACGUUCAAGGAUUAUAACAUCCAGAUCUCUUAUGGACGAGGCUCGACAAAGCAGAAAAGGAAUUGUGAGAUUGAUUUAUUCAUUGUGCAAGCUGAUGGAAAGAAGAUAGUUGACCCUAGUAAGCAAAACGCAUUGCGGUCUCGUCUAUUGAAAGAAGUAGCUCAACCACUUAAAGUUGCUGUUGUCAGUCGUGGCCCUGAUACAGAGUUGCUGGUUGCAAACCCAGUGGAGAUAUCCGGAAAGGGGAGGCCUGGAGUCUUCUAUGAUGUCACCCUUGCUCUGAAAAUGCUGAAUUUAUGCAUCUUUUCGGCUGAGAUUGUGAGGCACAUAAUUGAGCACCGUGAAUGUGAAGUUUACCGGUUCUUGCUCCAGGAAGGGGAAUGUUUAUCAGUUUCUAGGAAUAAAAUCAAAGAGAGGGUAUGGAACACAUUGAUGGGAUGGGAGUGAUAUAACUUUUUGACUGAAAACAAGCCUGUACAUUUUAUGUUAACAUGGACUGUUUACCUACUUGAUGUAUAGUUGUUUGUGAGUUUAAGUAGCAGAGAGGAAGACAGCUAAAGAUGGGAUGAAGACACCAAGGAGAAAGAGAAAGAGAAAGAGAAAGAUAGAAAUGAGAAACGAUUAGGAUUAAGAUGUAGUGCCACUGUUUAAGAUCUUUGCUUUCAUGGAGGGGGAGGCAGAAAGGUUUUUAACCAAAGGCAUGCGUCCUGCAUGCUAACUAUGCUGGUGCUUGUACAUUGUUUUGUUGACUUGUGCAUGCAAUAUAAUGGGAAAAUUGUAUUUUUACA
This is a messenger RNA of Spinacia oleracea (spinach), 1826 nucleotides long. RefSeq names its product ACT domain-containing protein ACR10. The transcript has 6 exons. NCBI's taxonomy places the organism in Eukaryota, Viridiplantae, Streptophyta, Magnoliopsida, Caryophyllales, Amaranthaceae. The record is from RefSeq and is a predicted model, not a curated record. The coding region runs from base 247 to 1485 and encodes 412 amino acids.